GGCGGGGCCGGCCGGCUGUGAGCGCUGAUCGGCUUUGGACGGCGCCGAGACUCCUCACAUCCCAGAAAGUUUCUUCCAGGAGUCUCGGGGCCCGGACGAGGGCCACAGAUCCCCCACUGCAGGACUCCGGGGCCACAGCGCAUCUCCGGCACCCAGCACAGGUCUCCCGGGGCCCAGACGAGGGCCACAGCCCCCCACUACAGGACCGCCGGGGGCCACCGCAGGACUCCCGGGGCCUCAGCGCCCCCCGCCCCGGCUCCUUUGUCCGCCGCCCGGAUCAGGUUUCGGAGCCUCCGCUUCUCCUCCGGACUCCCCGGGACACGGAGCCUCUCCCCCCGCAGGAUCUGUACAGCUGCCCCCAGCUCUGGAGCCCCCUCCCCCCAGCUGAGUGCUUUGGGGGCCCCCUCGGCGUGGAUCCCCUGACCACCGGGGCCCCCUACCCCCGAAUACAGGGGCCCUCCCGGAGCCAUGGAUCCCCGGCGGCUGCUGCUGCUCUGGACCCCAGCGGUGCUGGCCCUGGAAGUCACGCUUAUGAACACCAAGCUGGAGACCUCGGACCUCCGCUGGACCGUGUACCCCCGAGUGGACAGCCAGUGGGACGAGACCUCGGGCUUGGAUGAGGAGCAGACCCCCGUCCGCACUUAUGAGAUCUGCAACCUGCACCUUCCGGACCAGAACAACUGGCUGCGGACCGGCUACAUCUCGCGAGGCCCCGCCCACCAUGUCUACGUGGAGAUCACCUUCACUAUGAUGGAGUGCGCCUCCAUCGCCCGCGCCGGCCGCUCCUGUAAGGAGACCUUCAACCUCUACUACUACCCAGCCAACGCUGACAUUGCCAAUGACCAUUUCCCGAAAUGGAUGGAAAAUCCCUGGAUCAAAGUAGACACGGUGGCGGCGGACACUCUGGCGCGGCCCAGCGCGCGUGGGGGCGGAGCCUCCACGCGCUCCAAUGUCAAGACUCUGCGCCUGGGUCCUCUGAAGGAGAGCGGCUUCUACCUGGCAUUCCUGGAUCAGGGGGCAUGCAUGGCGGUGCUGGCUGUGCGGGUGUUUUACCGCCUGUGCCCGGCCGUGGUAGCAUCGCUGGCCAGUUUCCCGGAGACCGUUCCCGCAGGACUGGUGGUGUCGGCAGAGGGCAGCUGCGUGGACGGCGCCGAGGGCUCGCUCGGGAGACGCCCCGUCAUGUACUGCCGGGAGGACGGAGAGUGGGCCAAACCCGCAGCAGGCGAGUGCAUCUGUGUGGCCGGGCGAGAAGAGAAGGACGGCCGUACCAAGUGCACAGCUUGCUCUCCUGGAUAUUUUAAGCCAAAAGUUGGCGAGUCCCUCUGCCAGAUGUGUCCUCAGAACAGCCUCUCUACCACCGCUGGAGCAACCAUGUGCAACUGCAAAGCGGGGUACUACCGAGCCCCCGGGGACCCGGUGACUGCACCUUGCAGCAAGCCUCCUUCUACCCCUCGCAGCAUCGUUUCUAGUGUGAACGGAUCCAUGGUGGAUCUGGACUGGAGCGAGCCUCUGGAUUCUGGCGGGCGCUCGGACCUGUACUAUGAGGUGUUGUGCUCGGAGUAUGCUCCAGGUGGGGGCUGGGUCCCCUGCACCCGCCUGGCCUUCACACCAAGGCCUCAAAAACUAACGGAACGUAAGCUGCGCGUGUCCGGACUGCGCCCACAAGUCAUCUACAACUUCCGGGUCCUGGCACUGAAUGGCGUGUCUGAACGCACCGGUGCUGCGGCGAUGGGGGAGGAGCUGAACGUCACCAUUGACCGAGACCUUCCUCACGCGGUGACGGGUAUCCAGCAGAUUGCAGCCUCCGCAUCCUCCUUGUCCUUGAAGUGGAUCCCGCCGCCCCCCCCACAGUCUCCGAACAUGGGGCACAUUCUGGAUUAUGAAGUCAAGUACUAUGAGAAGGAUCAAGAGAAACCGCUCAUCAUGUUCCUGAAGGCCUCCGGUAACGAGGCGAAGCUGGUGGGACUGCGCGCGGGGACUAUGUACACCGUGCAGGUGCGGGCCAGGACCAACGCCGGCUACGGGGCAUUUAGUGGAGACAGUGUGUUCCAGACGCUCCCACUGGGGGAAUUUCUUCUUCCAGACCCAGAGAAGGCCCAGCCGCAGGUAGAGCUCAUAGCUGGGACCGUGGGGGUGGGGACCCUUCUGGUCCUUAUCGUCAUCGUUACCGCAGUGGUGUGUGUGAGGAAGCACGGGAGUAAUAAGGAGCCGGAGUAUUCGGAUAAGCCGGGCCAGUACCUCAUUGGUCACGGUACAAAGUUGUACAUUGAUCCGUUCACCUACGAGGACCCCAACGAGGCUGUGAGAGAAUUUGCUAAAGAGAUUGAUGUUUCCUAUGUGAAAAUCGAGGAAGUGAUAGGUGCUGUCUCUCUUACAGGGGAGUUUGGAGAGGUCUGCCGGGGGCGUCUUAAGGUUCCAGGGAAGAAGGAGAAUUACGUGGCUAUCAAAACGCUGAAGGGCGGUUACACCGAGCGCCAACGCCGGGAGUUCCUGAGCGAGGCCAGCAUCAUGGGACAAUUCCACCACCCCAAUAUCAUCCACCUGGAAGGAGUCAUCACCAACAACUGUCCUGUCAUGAUCAUCACGGAGUACAUGGAGAAUGGCGCCCUGGACUCCUUUCUCCGGCAAAACGAUGGCCAGUUUACCCCCAUCCAGCUGGUUGGGAUGCUGCGGGGAAUUGCCUCCGGGAUGCGCUACCUGGCAGAGAUGAAUUACGUUCACCGAGACCUGGCGGCGCGGAACAUUUUGGUGAACAGUAACUUAGUUUGCAAAGUGUCAGAUUUUGGAUUGUCCCGUUUCUUACAAGAGGGAUCCACUGACCCAACGUACACGUCCUGCCUGGGCGGUAAAAUACCAAUCAGAUGGACAGCGCCAGAAGCCAUCGCCUUCCGCAAGUUCACUUCAUCCAGUGACGUCUGGGGCUACGGCAUAGUCAUGUGGGAGGUCAUGUCGUUCGGAGAACGUCCGUACUGGGACAUGUCCAAUCAAGAUGUCAUCAAUGCCAUCGAGCAGGAUUACCGGCUGCCCGCUCCGCCAGACUGCCCGUCCGCUCUUCACCAGCUGAUGCUGGACUGCUGGCAGCGCGACCGGGCCGCCCGUCCUCGCUUCACCGAGAUCGUCAGCGCUCUGGACAAACUCAUCCGCAACCCAGCUAGCCUGAAGAUCACUGCACGGGAGCAGCCGGGAAGCUCCCAGCCGCUGCUCGACCAGCGAACGCCCCACUACUCCUCCUUCUCCUCCGUGGGCGAGUGGCUACAUGCCAUCAAAAUGGGGCGAUACGAAGAAGGAUUCAGGAACGCCGGAUUCACCACCUUCAGCCGCGUGCGGCAGAUGACCACAGAAGAUCUGCUGCGGAUCGGGGUCACCCUGGCCGGACAUCAGAAGAAGAUUCUGUCCAGUCUCCAGCAGAUUGUGCCGGCUGAGAAGGUCUCCGGAGGCUCCGCGCCCUUCUACUGAGUAGAUGUUGCCAUGACUACAACCGCCAUGACACUGCAGUGGGUGGAGCCAUCUCAGACUAUAGCGGUUUAAAUUCUGCGCUGCCUUGUGCCAACCUCUACCCCGGAGGCUGCCAUAUCGAGUCUGGGCUCCGGCCUGGAACCUUGUGCCUUAAUUGACCAUUCCGAAGUGACCUUAUCUGACCCCUGGAGACUGCAGGACUAUGCCCGCCUGGGCCAACUGGUGCUCCUGACUUUCCUGCCAGGCCCCGGAGCCGUCCUCCAGGAUCACUCCGCUGGGGCUUUGGCUCCCGCCUGACCACGUCUAAUUCAGAUGACCAAAGCCGAUGCCCGCGGCCCAG
Molecule: messenger RNA, 3796 nt
Organism: Bufo bufo (common toad)
Lineage: Eukaryota; Metazoa; Chordata; Amphibia; Anura; Bufonidae
Gene: EPHB4
Product: EPH receptor B4
Exons: 16
Coding region: 469-3456 (995 amino acids)
Biological process (GO): axon guidance; central nervous system projection neuron axonogenesis; cell surface receptor protein tyrosine kinase signaling pathway
Cellular component (GO): plasma membrane; neuron projection
Molecular function (GO): ATP binding; transmembrane-ephrin receptor activity; protein binding
Source: RefSeq, a predicted model, not a curated record